Fraxinus pennsylvanica is the source of this 684-nucleotide messenger RNA. The record is from the annotation of a GenBank genome assembly. Lineage: Eukaryota; Viridiplantae; Streptophyta; Magnoliopsida; Lamiales; Oleaceae.
AUGGCGACUGAAGAGGUCAGCAAGCCUCCAGCACUCCCUCCAUAUCCACAGAUGAUUAUGGAAGCCCUGGAUUCAUUGAAACAAAAGGAAGGAGCAAACAAGUCAUCGAUAUCAAAAUACAUAGAAUCCAAAUAUGGAGACUUGCCUGCUGGGCAUGCAAACUUGCUAUCAGCUCAUUUGACUACAAUGAAAGACAGUGGGGAGCUUUUAUUCGUCAAGAACAACUACCUUAGGCCUGGGCCUGAUGCCCCACCAAAGCGCGGCCGAGGACGUCCAAGGAAGGACCCGAAUUCGUUACCUGAACCAAAGAAGCCAAAGCCAGCUGCGGGUCCCCCGGCUGUUUCAAAGACUGGAAGGCCAAGGGGCAGGCCGAGAAAGGUGCUGCAGCAGCCUGCACCAAAUGGCUUGGAAGUUGUAGUAGUUGCAUGUAAUUCGAGGAAGAGCUUAUUUAAUGCUUGUCUUGACAUUAAGAGUUCUGAUGCUAAUCUUGGAUUUGUUUGCGGCCCCUUAUUCUGUGGGUUAAUUUGGAAAUUAUAUAGAUCGAAUUGGAUAUGGGGUUUCUGGACCCUCUGCAAAUCUGUUACACCUGACAUUACUUAUUACUGCAACAGUAUGCUGCUGGAUGAUGUGGGCAAUAGUGUAUCUAGCACAGAUGAAACCGCUUAUUGUUCCAAUCUUGAAUGA